CCUGGUACUGUCCCAUUGCUACCACCUCAGCGAACACGCCAAACCGCGGGACGAGAAAGUAGGACGAGAGCUGCAAGCUUAUCUGUGGAUUCCGUUUCACUUUGUUCUAGUUGCUCUGCGCCUGACAGCUAAUUAACUGUUGUUUAACACAAAACCUUAUAUAACACAGGCCGACGCUGCCGCAGCGGCCCGCGGGGAAAAGUAGAAGCUUUGCCAAUCUGGUUCUCCACUGGGCCUUGUGAACGCGAGAAAAUGCUUAGCGCUCAUACUAGCUCGCUCCGUGGUGCAACUGCGGUGAAGCGCUGCGUCGCAGCGCCGGUUCGGUCCAUUCGCUCAGCGGUCGUUGCGCGCGCGAGCAAGUCUCAGCUGCCCGACGCGCUGCUGUUCGAUUGCGACGGCGUGCUUGUGGACACGGAGCGCGACGGCCACCGCAUCAGCUUCAACGAGGCGUUCAAGCGCAAGGGCCUGGGCCAGCACGAGUGGGAUGUGGAUCUGUACGGCGAGCUGCUGGAGAUCGGCGGCGGCAAGGAGCGCAUGACCAAGUACUUCAAUGACCAUCUCGACAAGGAGCCCUUCAAGAGCACCAAGGACGCGGCUGCCCGCAAGGCGCUGGUCGCGGAGCUGCACCUGCUUAAGACCGACCUGUUCAUGGACCUGGUGGACGGCGGCGCCAUGCCGCUGCGGCCGGGCGUGGCGCGGCUGGUCGGCGAGGCCAUCGCCGCGGGAGUGCCAGUGGCUGUGUGCUCCACCUCCAACGAGCGCGCGGUGUCCAACAUCGUGCGGGUGAUGCUGGGUCCCGAGGUGGCGCGCGUGAUGCGCGUGUUCGCGGGCGACGUGGUGCCCAAGAAGAAGCCCGCCCCCGACAUCUACCUACUGGCAGCCCGCGAGCUGCGAGUCGACCCAGCCCGGUGUGUCGUGAUUGAGGACUCGGGCAUCGGCCUCCGGGCAGCCAAGGCCGCGGGCAUGACCUGCGUGGUCACCAAGUCCAGCUACACGCAGGAUGAGGACUUCACGGGGGCCGAUGCAGUGUUCCCCUCGCUUGGGGGAGACAGCGACGCGGGUCAGGUCACACUCAACCGCCUGUGCAACAUCAUGUCAGCUUCCUCUGCCAACGUGCGGGCGUGAGCUGGGGAGCGGACGUGACGGGGGGCGGCGGCGGCAAGUAGCAGCACCAACAGCGCCCCUGCCUGCGAGGAGCGAUGCUGCCGGAGGGGGUAGCGAGCGUGUCUGUGGGGAAGCAAGCGAGAGGGAGGGAGUCGAGCGAGCGGGAGCAGAUGGGCGCUCUGGAGAGGGCGUGCGAUGGGACAGUGGAUGGGAGAGCGAGUGGGCUUGAAGAGAGGGUUCUGUGCAAGAAGCACAGUGGCCACCAGAGUUCUUCUAUAUUGUGUUGUGGGCCGCCUGCCCGGAGCGCAUGGGAUGCAACAGGCCUUCACACCAGAAUGCGCUUGAGUGGCACGAAACGCCCCGCACUGCUGAAGCCUGAGAUAUACAUAUUUGUUGACUACGGUACGUUGCGGACCGAUGGUAAAAUGCCGCGUGAGGCUGGGCGCGCUCGAGUGGUGGCAUGGGAGGCGCUGGGUGAUUGACAGAGCAGCUCGGGAGCGGUGCCGCCGUGUGGCGGCUGUGGCCUUGCGAGCCGCCGAGGAGUCAAACUCAACUGCCGUCACGUAGGCUCCUUUUACUUUGCGGCAGAAACGUUGUGGCUGUAGAUUGUGACGCAGACUUCACGCGUAGUGAAGCGUGAACCAGCACCCAGGGCUGUGGUGCCCGUGCAGCCUGCGAAGGGAGGCGAAGGGCCCCGUACUUACAGCGCGCUAAUUGUCAUGACGAUAACAUGCGAGGGCAUGAAUACAGAUUAGGAACAUACUGAAAUCAUGGAGCGAGGAACAGGCCGCAACCUGGGAAUGGUCCCAAAAGAUC
Chlamydomonas reinhardtii is the source of this 1920-nucleotide messenger RNA. RefSeq names its product haloacid dehalogenase-like hydrolase family protein. Gene Ontology annotation, molecular function: hydrolase activity. NCBI's taxonomy places the organism in Eukaryota, Viridiplantae, Chlorophyta, Chlorophyceae, Chlamydomonadales, Chlamydomonadaceae. The transcript has 10 exons. The record is from RefSeq and is a predicted model, not a curated record. The coding region runs from base 253 to 1125 and encodes 290 amino acids.